ACGAAACUCGCGUUCUAUCGACUACCUUACAUACCCGAGUGCAUAACUAACGCGAUCAACUUACCUAUAGUAUAUUUGAAAAGCUCAAGGGCUGGCGAGUUGGUGAUGCAAAAUCUUACGAGUGAAAACUCGAGCAUUAUCGAAUUAAUGACGACCGGCUUAAAUGGGACAAUUGAAAAUACUAACGAGAAGGAUGAUCCGCGAGAUGAGUAUUUGGCAAGUUGGGAAAUCGCGACACUCGCUGCGAUGUUCGUUGCGGCCGUGGCUGGAAAUUCUUUGGUGCUGCUCGCCCUUUAUCUCAGGAAAUACGAUGCUCCCAAGAAGAACUUGACGAGAAUGCACUUCUUUAUCCUACAUCUUAGCGUAGCGGACGUCUUGACGGCAAUUCUAAACGUAUUCCCUCAGCUCGCUUGGGAGAUUACUUUCAGGUUUCAAGGUGGGCCGAUUCUUUGCAAAUUAGUCAAGUUCGGUCAACCGCUCGGCCCUUACCUGAGCUCGUACAUUUUGACGGCGACGGCACUGGAUAGAUAUCAAGCAGUUUGCCAUCCGCUCACCUAUUCCAGCUUUACGUCCAGGAGGUCGAAAAUUACCGUUUGCCUUGCAUGGUCUUUAUCCUUGGCAUUCUGCACACCGCAGUUGAUUGUUUUUUCGUACCAAGAGGCCUCGCCGCAUAUUUGGGACUGCUGGGCUACCUUUGACCCGCCAUCCGGGGAACGGGCUUACGUAACAUGGUACAGCAUAUCAAUAUUUAUACUGCCGCUACUGGUUCUCGUCUAUACCUAUGCUUCUAUAUGCUUUGUGGUAUGGAAUAAUACCGGAAUCGUCGGAGAGGCACACGAUACGAACGGUGGUCUACUUCGUCAACGGACAAUCAUUUCCCGUGCAAAAAUCAACUCGAUCAGACAAAUGAUUGCCGUCAUUACCUUCUACGCUGUUUCCAGCAGUCCCUUCAUCGCAUCUUUACUUUGGGUAACAUGGGAUCGGAAUGCCUCAACAUCACCUUAUUUUGACGGUGCUGCAUUUGCCAUCCUCACUCUGAUGAGUAGUUUGAACAGCUGCGUCAAUCCGUGGAUAUAUCUUACGUUGAAUCGCGAACUCUGGCUAGCCUUGAUCGACCGAAUUUGCCCUUCGAGAAGGAAUCGCGAAGAAACUCGGAGGAAUUGUCGUAAAUGCAAGUAUACCGCACAUUAUAUCUAUCGUGUGUGUGCGCCCGUGCGUGCGCGUGUGUCUGUGUAAAUAUAUGUAUGUACGUAUUGUAUCUAUAACAAUUAUGACUAUAACAGUACGUGCGUACAAGUAUACAACGAACGAAUGCCUACAACACGAAAAACAUUGAAUUGCACACAUCAACUACCGUAUAAUCUUUCCCACCGCGUGCAGUAACAAUCCUUGGUAGGGAAAAAAUUUGUCAAAAAAUGAAGGGGUAGUCGUCACCUUGUUAGGUUGACUCGGAGUUGCGCUCUCCCG
Diprion similis is the source of this 1467-nucleotide messenger RNA. RefSeq names its product cephalotocin receptor 1-like. The record is from RefSeq and is a predicted model, not a curated record. The transcript is spliced from 6 exons. NCBI's taxonomy places the organism in Eukaryota, Metazoa, Arthropoda, Insecta, Hymenoptera, Diprionidae. Gene Ontology annotation, biological process: G protein-coupled receptor signaling pathway. Gene Ontology annotation, cellular component: membrane. Bases 106 to 1236 code for a protein of 376 amino acids. Gene Ontology annotation, molecular function: peptide binding; vasopressin receptor activity.